Globicephala melas (long-finned pilot whale) is the source of this 1850-nucleotide messenger RNA. The record is from RefSeq and is a predicted model, not a curated record. NCBI's taxonomy places the organism in Eukaryota, Metazoa, Chordata, Mammalia, Artiodactyla, Delphinidae.
CUCGGCGUGAGCUAUGGCUGAGGCAAUGGAUUUGGGCAAAGACCCCAAUGGGCCAACCCAUUCCUCGACUCUGUUCGUGAGGAAGGAUGGCAGCUCCAUGUCCUUCUACGUGCGUCCCAGCCCGGCGAAGCGCCGGCUCUCGACGCUCAUCCUGCACGGCGGCGGCACCUUGUGUCGCGUGCAGGAGCCCGGGGCCGUGCUGCUGGCUCAGCCCGGGGAGGCGGCGGCCAAGGCCUCGGGUGACUUCAUUUCCGGGGCCGACCAGGCCCCAGAGACGAAGCCCGGGGCUCAGGCUGGGGACGCCGCCGCCACGGAGCCCGAGCUGCAGCCGCACACAGGGCGGAUCGUCUUCACGGACGUGGCCAUCUUGACCUUUGUGAAGGAACAUGCCUGCUCGCCCAGCUCCGUCACCGGCAAUGCCUUGUGGAAAGCGAUGGAGAAGAGCUCGCUCACCCAGCACUCGUGGCAGUCCAUGAAGGACCGCUAUCUCAAGCGCCUGCGUCCUGUUGGGGAGGCCCCAGUGAGCCCCUCCUCCCAGAAACUCAAGCGGAAAACUGAGCAAGACGCCGAGGAUGCUGAUAGCAGGGAACCACAGAAUAAGAGAACUCCAGACUUGCCUGAAGAAGAAUUUGAAAAGGAAGAGAUCAAGGAGAAUGAAGAAGCAGUCAAAAAGAUGCUUGUAGAAGCCACCCGGGAGUUUGAGGAGAUUGUGGUGGAUGAGAGCCCUGAUUUUGAAAUACAUAUAACAAUGUGUUAUGAUGAUCCACCCACACCUGAGGAAGACUCAGAAACACAGCCUGAUGAGGAAGAAGAAGAAGAAGAAAAAGUUUCCGCACCAGAGGUGGGAGCUGCCAUUAAGAUCAUCCGGCAGUUAAUGGAAAAGUUUAACUUGGAUCUGUCGACAGUUACACAGGCCUUCCUAAAAAAUAGUGGUGAGCUGGAGGCUACUUCCUCCUUUUUAGAGUCUGGUCAGAGGGCUGAUGGGUAUCCCAUUUGGUCCCGACAGGAUGACUUAGAUUUGCAAAAAGAUGAUGAGGGUACCCGAGAUGCACUGGUCAAAAAAUUUGGUGCUCAGAAUGCAGCUUGGAGGAUUGAAUUCCGAAAGAAAUAAUUGGCAAGAUAAUGAAAAAAAAAGCUUUGGCAGAUAAGGCAUUAAAAAAUUUUUUUGUGACUAUUGAACUUCAGAGAUUUUUACAUUGGAACUGACACUCAUCUUUUGACCAAAUGCUAUUGUUGCUCUGUGAGUCCUAGAUUUUGUAACCAAGCAAAGUUGGAGGAUGAAAAUAAAAGAAAUUGGAUAUAUUUAGAGCUGUUCCUGGCAGUAUCAAUGUGUUUGUAAAAGGAAAAUCAAAAACAGAGAGGUUGGUUUACAUAGUAAUAACCGCUUUCUGGAAUGGAAUCCCUGCUGUAUUGGUAAGAGGAGCUAGUGACAAAGUCAAAGGCGGAAAAUUAGAUGGGUCUUUUCAGAAAGCAUAAAUAAAGAGCCUCCUAUCCUUUGGCAGAAGCUUCUCUAGAUUAUGAUAGAUUCCAAAUCAAGAAUCUAGGAAUGUGGAAAGAUUUAAUUACAAGGCCUUUGAACAUGGACUGUCCCAAACCCUUGCAUACCCCAGUGAACUCUGAUUUCUGGGCUGCUUUGAAAACCCCAUAUUCCUUUUGCCAACUUAUAUUUGGGGAGCCUGUUUGUUGGCUGUUCUUUUCUUCAAGUCUGUGUCAGUUAAGUCUCUAGCAUGUAUUUCUUUAUCUACCAGCCAGUUUUGUUUAAAACACAAAAAUUUAGAGAGUCAUGGGAAAAGUCUCACUUAGUUACUAGUAAUGUGUUUUUAUUUAUUGAGGAUAGUUUUGUGCUAAGA